Rhineura floridana is the source of this 3183-nucleotide messenger RNA. Its product is annotated as lysophosphatidic acid receptor 6-like. Gene Ontology annotation, biological process: G protein-coupled receptor signaling pathway. Gene Ontology annotation, cellular component: membrane. The transcript is spliced from 3 exons. The coding region runs from base 1432 to 2556 and encodes 374 amino acids. Lineage: Eukaryota; Metazoa; Chordata; Lepidosauria; Squamata; Rhineuridae. The record is from RefSeq and is a predicted model, not a curated record. Gene Ontology annotation, molecular function: oxysterol binding; G protein-coupled receptor activity.
AAUCUAGAUUUUUUUUAGGGGUGGGUGGUGGGUAGAAUUGCAUUUGAGCUAGGGUUUGAGUCAAAAGCUCUUCGAGUUGUACACUCAGGCUGCUUGCACCCUGGACAGACAGUAGCGUCCUGUGACUCUCUGCUUUAGUCUCUGAAAACGACAGUGUUCAAGGUCCUAGCGCUAAGCACGGAAACAUGCAAGGCACAGGGCGGCCUCAGUAAUGAGAAGGGCGUCCAUUCUUGCUUACUCUCCAAGCCAGUGGGGAGUCGAUGUACCGCACAGUGUGCAUAAAACUGUGAGAAUACUCUGGAUAAAUGCUGUGUGUUAGAUAACUAUUUUGAUUGUGCAAAACAAGCAACUAUUUUGCCCUCUUGCAGAAAAGUGGUUUUGCCCCGUUCUGUGGGUGUAUGGCUACGCUACUUUAUUUACGGAGGGGAGAUUCUAUCUCUCUCUCGAUGUUAGAUAACAACAUCCAGUUAGUAACUCAACACCAGCAGUUUGCUGGUUGUAUCCCAUGUUAGCCCUACUCAGAGUAAAACCACUGAAAGUGAUGAACAAUCAGUUCAGUGGGGUCUACUCUGAGUAAAACCUAAUUGGCUACAAACUUGCAUUUCCAGCAUCCCCUAAUCCAGGCUUGCACGAUGGGUGACCCAUUGAUCCAAAUGCAACCUGUUGGUGACCAGGUGAUAGCCCACUGGGGAGGGGAGGGGCGUUCAGGAAAACUUUGGGCUCCCCACUUAGAACCGCCAACCAAAUUGCGGGUGGAACUGAACUACAAACCAAAGCCCUGCUUUCGAACUGGAAACCGAAUUGUGGGGGGAUGAGGGGGCUGUUAUUAAACACAUGGCAGGCCCCGAUCCAGAGGCUAUAUAUAUAUUCAAGCUUAUCGGGUCACAGCUUUAAGAAGAUGCCCUAACUCUAAUGGGCAUCGCUGUUCGUUUGGAGGGAUUCCAUCAGCUCCGCACCACAGAUCUGCACGCAGCUUGCAGGCUCUUUUGACUGCAAACCUCAGCGCCAAGGCUUGCCUCUCCACUUCCCGUGGCUUCUCAAGACGAAACAAGAGUAGGAGGCUCCUCCUUCACUUCCCCCUUGCAAAAGCACGCAGGCACCAACAGCUCUUCAGACUCUGAAAGUCCCGAGAGGAGCUGUGAUGAUAGCGGAGGCCUUCAAGGAGUGAACUAGCCUUCCAACGUCUGAAGACUAGGAUAACUCAGACUGGCAGUGGGGUUCUUCACGGGGUCAUUUUAGCCAACGCACUGCAAGCUUGCACCUCUUCGCCUACCACGGAGGGCGAGGCCGCGUUUUAAGUACAGCUCCCUUCUCGGCACCAAGGACUUCAGCCUUGGACUUUGUUAGCAUGUCAUCUUAUGAAUGGUGAAGGUAAAGCAGUCUUGGGUCUCCUGGAGAAGAGGGGAAGCUUCUCCAGCUUAAAAAAAAAAAAUGGAUAACACAACUGUGGUUACCACGGGGCCUAGUAAGGCCGUCGCCAAUGCCAGUUUGGGGUGCACCUUGCAAGCGGACUUCCAGUAUUCCUUCUUCACUAUCGUCUAUAGCACUGUAUUUGUCCUGGGCUUGCUGGAAAAUGGGGUGGCCUUAUACCUCCUGACCUGCCGAGUUGUCAACGUGCCUCGUUCCUACGUCUACCUGGUCAACUUAGCCGUGGUGGACACCUCGUUUGUCUGCAUCUUGCCUUUCAAGGUCCAUUACCACAUGAACCAAAACCACUGGAUCUUCGGCGAUGUUGCCUGCCGGGUCACAGGAAGCAUGUACUUCCUCAACAUCUACCUCAGCAUUGCCUUCUUCACGUGCAUCUGCCUUGACCGUUACGUGGCAGUCUUGCACCCUUUUGUGUACAUCAGGAUCAAGAGCGCCCACUAUGGGAUGGUCGCCAUGGUCCUCUGGGUGGCUGCAGGGAGCGUCGCCCUGCCGCUGGUCCUUGGGGGACCCCUUGACUUCAACAGGAGCACCAGCACGGCAUGUUUUGAGAAUUUUGGGGUAGAAAUUUGGACCGGGCGCAUGGUACCCUACAACAUCUGCGCACUGAUUUUCGGCUUUGUGGUCCCUUUUGCCGUGAUCUUGAUCAGCUACCCUGUGAUUGCCCGGCGCAUCUCGCGCAUCCCUCACAGCGCCCGCAAGAAGAAGGCCUUGGGCACCAUCUACCUCAUCCUCUUCAUCUGCGUGACCUGCUUCCUUCCGUACCAUCUCACCCACCUCCUGCACUUCCUGAUGCGGGCCGGCCUGAUCCAGGACUGCCACUUUGCCACCUUCAUCUACAGAAUGCGACGGGUCACUUUAGCCUCAGUCAGUUUCAACUGCUGCCUGAACCCCAUUUUGUACUACUUCACCUCAGCCAGCAAGCGGUGGCCCUGGCGGCUUCCAUUCAGGACCAGGACCAGGAAGGUCUACACCAUCUGCGGCAGCCUAGGUGUGGCUCGUGCAGCCGCCGAUCAAAGCAUCCCUGGACCAAGGCGAGGAGAUAGGAGGCGGCCUGCUGCAGACAAGAUGAGAUUGCCUUCCCCAGCUGGUGUCCUCCAGAUGCUGGACUACAACUCCCAUCAUCCCUAACCGUUGGCCACGAUGGCUGGGGCUCUCGGAGGCAGCACGCUUCUGAAUGUCAGUCGCAGGGAGUCACAGGUAGGGAGAGCACUGUUGCAUUCAGGUCUCUGCCUGGCCACUGUGAGAACAGGAUGCUGGCCUAGAUGGGCCUUUGGCUUGAUCCAGCAAGGCUCCUCCUAUGUUUUUAUUGGGUACUUGAUGCUUUUUUAAAAAAAACGAACAAAGAGGAAAUGACCGCGACUGAAGAGGAACACUGGCUGUUUCAGAGCAGGCGCUCUGUUGAAGAACUGUUGUUCUCCCCCCGCCCCCUGGCAAGAAAAAAAAGCGUACAGAAAUUAAUCUGAAAGCAAGAUGAAUUGGGGGCUGGAGUUGACUAUUUUGGUAAACUGGCUUCCUUUUUUAAAAGAAAAUGCUGCAAGGGAAUGCAAUUUGUUUUCAGACUGAUGCCAAAACAAAAAGCUUACUGCUGGAGCCAUUCUGAUUGUCAUUAUACUCUGCUGCAACCCAUGACAAUAAAGACCAAUCAGUUUGAAGACAGUUGUCUUUUAUUUUUUAAAAAAGAAAACACCCAACUUAAGUAUUUACAGUGUCCUUUCUGCUGUUUUAACUUCGGAGGUCUCAUGCCGUGAUUUGGGG